GCACAAUCAAUUUCACAGAGGAGGAGGAGAAGAGGAAGAAGCAAAGGCACAAGUAGAUAAGGAAGAGAGGGAGGAAAAGAGGACGCAGGGAGUUGCCAGAGGAUCGAGCAUCAGCGUGGAGAGAGGAGAUCAGCAGGAGGGCGUGGAUCUAUAGUUAAAGAAGGAGACAGGAGUGACCAAAGACAGACGAGGCAAACCUGCAGUCCCCUGGAAGAGAAACAUAGCCUCACACUUGCUCAGCACGAGUGUGCGUCUGUGCGAGGUUGCCCUUUUACUGUACGCGUGUGUGAGCAGGUGGUACUUUGAUGGGACAGUGAGCAAUGCCUCACACGCAGCGACAGCAGGUUGGCAGUAGGGGGCAGUGCUCCUCCCACCUCCUCCCCCUCCUCCUUUUCCUCCUAUCCCUUGCUGCCCGGCACAGCCAAGCAGCCAUACACAUACCCUCCAACUACCACAUAAGUGAUCUGAAGAGGCCUCCAGCGAUCACCACGCAGCCGGAGUCUGUCACCGUCUUCAGCGUUGAGGACCUCGUCAUGAGCUGCGAAGCCUCUGGAAACCCUGCGCCCAUUUUCCGAUGGACAAAGGAUGGAGAGGAGUUUGUCCCUGGCAGCGACCCAGAGCUGAAGGUUUCCGAGCACACUGGCUCAUUCGCAUUCUACACACUCAGUAACACUAUGGACACCCUGAAGCAGUACCAAGGCAAAUACAUCUGCUAUGCGUCCAACGAGCUGGGGACUGCUAUGUCUAAUGAGGCUGUACUCAUCACUGAUGUGCCUCCGACCCUGCAGAAAGAAAAAAAGGUUACUGUGAAGUCUGAGCAGGGAAGCAGUAUUGUUCUGAAGUGUAACCCCCCACAGAGCUCAAUGGAGCCAAUCAUUCACUGGAUGGACUGGAGGCUCCAUCAUAUCCAACUUAGUCAGCGAGUGGUGGUGGGGAAGGAUGGCAACCUGUACUUUGCCCAUUUGACGGCAGAGGACAGCAGGGACGACUACACCUGCAACGUCCAGUACCUGGCGACUCGCACCAUUCUGCCAAAGGAAGCCAUCACACUGACUGUCACUGCUUCCAACUCGGUAGUGCGGAACAAGAGGCCUCAGAUGAUGAGACCUACUGGAAGCCACAGCACUUACCACGCCCUCAGGGGCCAGACCGUGGAGCUUGAGUGCAUCGUCCAAGGCCUUCCGACUCCUGAUGUGAUGUGGCUGAGGAAGGACGGUGAGCUCUCUGAGUCUCGAACCAUGAAGGACAUGUUUGACCGCCGCCUGCGCUUCAGCAACAUCUCGGAGAGCGACGCGGGCGAGUACCAGUGUAAAGCCACCAACUCCCAGGGAAAGAUCACACACACUUACACUGUGAUUGUGGAAGUGCAUAUUUUGUUUUAUGAUUUACUAUACACAAUAGAGGGACCAGACCUGAUGAUAGCUAAUGUGGAAGCAGAUGAUGAGGCUGUGUACACCUGUCAGGUCAUCACUAAGCUGGACAUGGCUGAGGCCAGUGGCACCCUCACUUUAUGUGAUCGUCCAGACCCUCCUGUCCUCCUUCAGAUCACUGAUCCUAAGCAUCGUGCAGUCACCCUCAGCUGGACUCCUGGAGACGACCAUAACAGCCCUGUGUUAGAGUACAUGAUUGAGUUUGAGGACCAAGAUUCGAAGGAGAGGGGCUGGGAAAAGAUGAAGACAGUAAGUGGGAACACAGAGCGUGCCAGUCUCCCUCUGUGGCCUGACAUGUCCUAUCGUUUCCGGGUCAUUGCCAUCAAUGAUUUGGGUAAGAGCGACCCCAGCAAGCCGUCUGAAAUGCACAAGACACAAGCUGAAGCUCCAGACAAUAACCCUGAAGAUGUUAGAAGUGAGUCCACAGACCCAGACACUCUGGUCAUCACCUGGGAGGAAAUGGACAAACGCAACUUCAAUGGGCCUGACUUUAAGUACAGGGUACUGUGGAGGCGAGUGCUGGGCAGCGGGCCCAACUGGCACAUCAAUUACACAGCCGCACCGCCAUUCAUCAUCAAUGACGUUGGCAACUUCUCCGCUUUUGAGAUAAAAGUACAGGCUAUGAAUAAGAAUGGAGAUGGACCAGAACCAGACCCGGUCAUUGGCUACUCAGGGGAAGAUGUUCCGUUGGAGGCUCCAAUGGAUGUGGGCGUUGUACUAAUAAAUAGCACUACCAUCAAAGUGACCUGGGCAGCAGUAGACAGAGAUACUGUCAGAGGACACCUGCUGGGAUAUAAGAUCUACUUGACCAGGACUGGCUCUAGGGGCCACCACCGUGGCAGAAGGGCCAAGGAGUCAGAAAAUACCAUGGUGGUAGAGACCGGGGCCAACGAGGAGAAGAAGGUGAUCAGUGAUCUCAGACCAUACUCCCACUAUACGCUGGCUGUCAUGGUAUUCAACAGCAAGGGAGAGGGACCUGCCUCUGAGACGCUGUCCUUCAAGACCCACGAGGGAGUUCCCGGUCCUCCCAUGUCCCUGAGUUUGGACAGCCCAUCAGAGACAGAGAUGACCCUCCGCUGGACGCCUCCCGGACAACCCAACGGACUCCUCAUUGGAUAUCUCCUGCAAUACCAACGAAUUGUGGAGAGUGAUGACAGCCCCACGCAAGUAGAGGCAAUAGAAGAUCCCACUGUCACCCACCUCACACUGAGGGGCCUGGACCGGCACAGCCAGUAUCGCUUCUCUCUGCGGGGGCGCACUGCUACUGGAGACGGAGAGCCCAUAAAGAAGGACGGAGCCACCACGCUGGAUGGAGCGCCUCCUUCCAACAUCAGCCUGUCUGUGGGGGAAAACUCAGUUAACCUUAGCUGGGUAGCCAAAAAGAGACAUAGGAAUGUUGACUUCCAGAUACACUACCUCAGGAAGAAUGAUGGCAGUACAUGGAAGAAGACGGAGAAGGUGAACUCUUCUCAGUCUUCCUACCAGCUCCAAGGCCUGACACCUGGCUCUCUUUAUCAUUUACGCUUCACCUACAGCAACACCACCUUCUGGGAGACUGACAUCAAAACAGACGGAACAGCCGUGACGGAGGUGCAGCAGAACUUUGCGACGCAAGGCUGGUUUAUCGGCGUAGUGAGCGCCAUCGUGCUGCUGCUGCUGAUACUGCUCAUCCUCUGCUUCAUCAAGAGGAGCAAAGGGGGAAAGUACUCAGUGAAAGAUAAAGAGGAGGGCCCGAUGGAUUCAGAGGCGCGGCCUAUGAAAGAUGAGACUUUCGGAGAGUACAGAUCUCUAGAAAGCGAUCUCGAGGAGAAGCACACGGCCAGCCAGCCAUCCCUGUGCGAGGAGAGCAAGCUGUGCAGCGAGGACAACCUCGACUUCAACGGCAGCAGUGCCAUAACCACGGAGCUCAACAUGGACGAGUCUCUGGUCAGCCAGCUGAGUCGACCCAGCGAGGGCCCAGAUGCGCUCCACGGCCUGCCAGACAACUCCCCGCUCAACCCCACCGCCGUCUCCCCAGCUACCAAUGGCACGCCCAACUCAGUUACCAUUCUAGAUUAACCUCCACAUGUCCACCGGGGGACCACCAGACCAAAACAUGUCAACACAUAUGUGCCCAUAUGCUCUUGUUCCUUAUACUGACGUGCUGAUCUGUACUUUGACGACUGAUACACAAUCAAUAUAUUGACUAUUCAGAUGUCCCUUGCAGUCAUCUGAUGGACUGGACUGUUUUGACCAAAGGAGUGUCCAUGAGUGGACAGUGUGAUACGAGUCUGACUUACCUGAAGAUGUCCGUCCCUCACCCUCUAUCUGUGUAGUUUACAACUAAUCCAAAUGACUAACAUUCAUUUCUCUCCAUUUCUUCUCUUUCUUUCUCUUAGCAACCAACACCAUAGAAAGGUAAAGACAGAAUGCUGUACAGAUAGAACUAAGAGAGGGACUGUCGCUGUGGUUGUGUAGAGAUGCAGUCGUACAUUGAGAGAGGAGGGUGGUGUGUGAGGAAACAAAAGCUUCAACCAGUCUUGAAACUUAGAUAUUUAUCACGUCUUGACUUAAUUCUCAUAUGAUUUUUUUUACGUCUAAAGCCAUUUGAUGUCUCAGAUUGUAUUUGCCAGUGACAUUUGUCAUAUAUUUAAGUUUUUAUGUUUUUGAAAAACAUUUUUUUUUAUUUUCAUCAUCAUGUUGUCGUAUUGUGUUUUACAUUAUUUAUACAAAUCUCAUGACUUCUCUUUUUUGACAUAUUUCAUCGAUCAAGAUGUUUUCAUCGAAACUAAGUGAAGCCAAGUUUCUAACUAUUAAUAACAUUGGAUGCAUUAAGGGGAACUUGCUGUGAAGAUGCUGAGUAGCAUCUGGUGUAUAUAGCUGCAUCUACAUCUAUCUACUUAGCCAUAAUACAGUAUUAUAGAUAUGUACAUGCUCCUUAUAUGUUCCUGUGCCUGCUGGGUCUGCAUAGAGCACCAGAUUGAUGUCAUUACUCUCCGCCUUCCCACCAGAAGUGUAAUGCCAUAUUUGGAAUGAUAUUGUAAUUUUUUGUGUCAACACCUACGUGUAGCUUUCUGUAUCUUGUCUUUGUCUCUUUCUACACUGUAUUAAAAACAUUGUUGUCUCUAAUUAACAAUCUUUUCAUACCUGUCCAUCCCAUACUACGCAAAUUGUUUGAGGAGCAGUAUUUAUGUAUAUUACAGAUCAGAGAGUGGAGUCUUGUGGGCGAACACGCUCAUGUUUUAUUUUAAGACCCUCAUCAAUGCAAGUUGAUAUUGCAGACAGGCUUGAUGAUUGCCAGUUGGUCAAGGCAAACAGUUGGUAGUUACAUCAAAUGCAGAGAAUGUAUUCUUUUUAGGGCUCGGUAGUCAUUGUAUCUACAUGCUACCGAUAAAAAAAUCUGAGAUACAAGGAACUGGAGAGAGAAGAGUGGCAAUGAAAAGAUCUGGAAGGACAGGUUUUCCCCACUGAAUGUAAAUACAACCCUAAAAGAUUGUUCUUAUGAACCCAACCAUGUUUGAUAAAAAAUGUGAAAAAUGUGCAGGUUUAACAUCAUCUCAUUUUAAAAUGUUGCAAGCUGUAAUUUUUCUUCUUUGUACUAUUGCUAUGAAUCCAACCUUUCCCUUUUGCAGUGAUAUUUGGCUGUUUUAGCUAAAAAUAGCUCAGAGCUGAGGAGAGAGGAAAAAAAUUGUUCUGUCGAUGUUUUCAAACAUUCAAAAAUUAAAAAAAGUGUACAUUAGUGUCAUUUAGUGAUAGUAGUAGUUGCAUUACGAGGAAAGCUAAGAUUUCGUUCCUGCCCAUAACCAUCCAGCGAUGCAUUGCAGUGCAGUGAAUAUCUGUGGAGUUUUUGUCUGAUGCAGUCAUGAGAGGCAGCGAUGCAGUUUGUGCACACCACAGGGAGCACCUGUAUGCACUGGUGCUGUCUCAGUUCUCCCUAUUCAAAUAAAAGCUCGACACUGGCCAGACAUCACCUGACAGUCCCUGAGGUGCAGAACACGGGAUGUCUUAAAACGGCCAGUGGCACAGACAGAAGUGUGUGUGAGCUCCCUGUUGUUGGUUAUACAGACACACUCAGGACAAAUAAAGGUUUAAAAAGAUCUAUUUUCAUACCAGGAGCGACGAAUGACACAAAAUAUGCCAAUAUUCUAACUUGACUAUCUGCUGCUAAACAUCUGUGUUUGUCAGUGUUCAGGGGCAAAUGUUAGCUUUGAAUGAGGAAUGAGUGUACACACACAGAUACUCACUCGACUGCCACUCACUCUCUGCUUUUCAUGUUUCAAGGUAAAAUGUGGGGUCGCUGGCAUUUGCUUUCCACCAUUGUUUCUCCCCCAUAUUUUAUAAUUAAAAAGAGAAAAAAACCUUUGAAAAAGUGAAUUGGUUCGUUUAGAGAGGCUUCUUGAGAACUCUGAAAAACAGAAAGACUUUAAACAACAAUGCCUGAGUGGGAGGGUUGGGGUGAGAGAAAAUAAGAGUGGAAGGAGGGGUAGGGCACGUGUGUCCCUGUUGGGGUGUAAAUGCCUCUUUGUGAUGUGUGGGGAGCACUGUUGGCAUAAUGGCACUGGUGGAAUCUACAUGUAUCAUGGGUCGGCGUUAGAAGUUGGGUGGAUUGUACCACAUGUGGGGCCACGAUAAUUGUAACUGCAUUAUGAAUCUACCACUGUAACUGGAUAUAUGAGUGAAAAUAAAGUACAUGGAACAAUCUGUA
This is a messenger RNA of Paralichthys olivaceus (Japanese flounder), 6114 nucleotides long. Lineage: Eukaryota; Metazoa; Chordata; Actinopteri; Pleuronectiformes; Paralichthyidae. The record is from RefSeq and is a predicted model, not a curated record.